GCACGCAGCCUUACUUAGACUCCGACACCUCGUGGGACUACAUGGAGGCAGGCUACGCACUGGAAGACUCCAGCAGGUACAACCCCGCGCCCGUCACCGUGCCCGGGCCUCGCGUGGUGGCCAACCUGCGCCGUAAGUCCUCCAAUGCCCCUGAAGACCUUGAGGCUCCGCACUCCCUGGAGACGCUCCUGGAAGACUCGGACCGGCCCCCCACCGCCCCCUCUUCCUCCGUGUCGCUUUCCCCCCGCCCUGCAGUCCGAACCCUCCACGGAGCUCGGUGAGGAGGACGGCCGCCGGUUAUUUCGCGUCUACCAGCAGCGGCAGAUGCGCGCAUGCGAGGAGGCGCGGCCCGCCGGCAGCACCACCACCGGCACCUCGCACGACUACCAGGACGAGGACGUGUACGAGGUGUGUGGGCGAGCUCGCCAGCAGACUCCUCCAGUGGUGCUGUUGAAGCACCACGUGUACCAGAGCAUCGAGUCCCUGGCCUCGCGCCUUUCCUCGGUGGCGUCUCUCAAGACUGCUGCCACGGACGCCACGCUGGAGGAGGGCGAGUUGCAGAUGUACGGCUCGCGGCACGGCGAGCCCAUCUACGGCGUGCGCAACUCACGCCUUUUCCACUCCAUGAACGGUGCCUUCGUGAGUCGGGAGGGGGAGGACAGUGCCAAGACGCCCGUGGUGAUCCGCAAGGGCCAGGCGGUGGAGCUGACGGAGGAGAUGUUCAAGGGCGGCCCCGAGGACGGCAUGGACCACCUGGCCAACAUGACCUUCCACACCACGCUGUUACCCGCCGCCAGGGACAAAAUGUUCUUCCACAAUACCGUCUCUUCCACAGAGUCCCGCGAAGUGCAUCUCCUAUGA
This is a messenger RNA of Scylla paramamosain (green mud crab), 861 nucleotides long. RefSeq lists its product as uncharacterized. NCBI's taxonomy places the organism in Eukaryota, Metazoa, Arthropoda, Malacostraca, Decapoda, Portunidae. The transcript has a single exon. The record is from RefSeq and is a predicted model, not a curated record. Bases 145 to 861 code for a protein of 238 amino acids.